ACACAGCUUCAUCAUUUGUAAAUAAAAUCAUCAUCAUUAUGAAUACAUGAGAAUUUUCAGUUAACCCACUUCACACUGAAGUAAGUAAAGCUGCAUCUUUGUUGAUAUUUUUUCCAAACACAUUGAACAUCACAGACUAAUGAAAUCUCCUGGUAUAAUUGGACCUGGAGAGGAGACUUUUGCCUUGAAUGACUCAAAUUUUCUUGAAAACUAGUCGAUAAUAAGGAGCAUCAAGGGAAACUUGAGAUGAAAGCAUGAGAAGAGGAGCAUAAAGUAAGACAGGAAAGAAGAGCUUGGUUGGUGAAGCUGUCAAAUUAACAAUAGUGAUGUUUUAAAUAAAGCUCCAGCAGAUGUGUUUAUGACCCCGUCUGGAAAGUAACUGGUGCAGGGCUGAAAAUACUGGCGUCAGGGUUUCUCCCGUGUUUUUGGCGGAGGCACGGCAGGAUGGAAAAGGUUGUUUAUGUGAGAUUGGAAUUAGAUAGGAAGAGGUAAAGCUUUCUUUCCUGGUGCCAUUCAACAGCUGACGUUUGUGUUCAGAAGUUCAUAUGACCUGCAGUUUUUGAUGGACGAAGAAGGGAUGAAAAAUAGCUCCAAAACGGGACAGCAUGUCCUGCUUCCUGUGUUUGUUUCCAUUUAUUAUCUGCUUCCUGUUUGUAGUCUAGCCAGAGGAGGGGCUAAAUUUGAGAAAAGGAAGAGCUCAGGGUUAUAAGAGGAGAUCACAUCUUCCAGAAAAUACAACUCCAGAUUUGGUGAAGCUUAAAGAGAUGAGAGGAAAGUCGGGGAUGAGACGCUGCUCAGACUUGUAAUCAUGAUUCUUAUCCAGCUGCUUUUGAUGCAGGCAGAUCCCUCACCGAUGAAGACGACCUGGUACUGUCCUCUGGAUUUGUCCACGGUGGUGGAGGAGGAGGAGGAUGGAGUGAUCUACACGGUUGUGGUCAAACAGCAGCAUGUUUCUCCCAACAGUUCCAUGUCGACCGUUUCUCGUUCCCAGUGCGUAAAAGCAGGAACAGAGGAGAAGCUGGUGCUGCACCUCCUCCACUCCUUCGCUAUGGGAGACUCGUCCUUCGUCUCCAUCUUCCUCUCCACCUACCGGUCCUUCACCUCCACUGAGAGAGUCUUGGACAUCCUCACUGACAGACUAGAGAAUCCUCCUGGGGAGAACGAGAGGAGCCAGACCAGACAAUCCUUCAACAAAGCAGUAUGCACCGUGUUCAGCACUUGGCUGUCUGAGUAUCCCGAAGACUUCGAAAGCCUCGGGGAGCCGUCCCGUCUGUUGCGACUAGGUCCCCUUCUCCCUCAGGACUCCUCGUCUGCUGCUGACCUCCGCGCCCGCCUCCUCAGGACAGCCGAGGAGCUCAGUGAGAAGGCUCUUCUCCCCGACACCAACAAAGAUCAGAGCAGUUUCACCAGUGCUCCUCCUGACCCCUCUAAGUUUGAACCCACCAACAUCCUGGGAUUCUCCGCCUCUCUCAUCGCAGAACAGCUCACCAAGAUCGAAACGGAGCUGUUUGUCCGUCUGGUUCCGUACCACUGCCUCGGUUCCCUGUGGUCACAGAGAGACAAAAAGGGCAGGGAGGGAGUCUGUUGGUCCGUCCGAGCUACCGUACGUCAGUUCAACAAGCUGGCCAACGCGGUUUUAGCGUCCUGUCUUUGGCCCACGAAGCUUCGCUGCCAGCAGAGAGCACGGCUCCUGGAGAAAUGGAUCAGCGUGGCCGAGGAGUGUCGAGCAAGGAAGAAUUUCUCCUCUCUGUAUGCCGUGGUGUCGGCGCUGCAGAGCAACCCAAUCCACAGGCUGAGGAGAACGUGGCAGGAGACCGACAGGGAGGCCUUGAGGAGAUACGAGGAGCUAUCAGAAAUAUUCUCAGAGAAGGACAACUAUUCACAUAGCAGAGAACUCCUGAAGGAGGAAGGGACUUCAAAGUUUGCCAACCUUGACAACAGGCUGAACAACAAACACUCUAACAGGUCCAACGCUCAGGGCACCGUGCCCUACCUGGGAAUCUUCCUCACUGACCUCACCAUGCUGGACACAGCAGUCAAAGACCGGCUGGAUAACGGCUACAUCAACUUUGACAAGAGGAGAAGGGAAUUUGAAGUUUUGGCUCAAAUCCGUCUCCUGCAGUCGUCCUGCAAAAACUGUGUUUUCACUGCUGACGAGAGCUUCUUACAGUGGUAUUACAGCGUACCCACGCUGACAGAGGAGCAGAGCUACAGACUGUCCAAUGAGAUCGAAGCUCCCUGCGACCCGAGUCCUCGCGGCCUUGCCCCAACUGUCAUCAUCACCCAGUGUCCAGGUCUGAGCAACUCCCGGACCAGCCUGGCUGCUGACAACGACAGCCUCUUUUACUUUCACUCACCCGUCAAUAACUUCUUCUCAAAACUAACAAAGCAUAUGAGAUCUCCAUCUGUGUCCUGUCUGGAUGUGGACACCUCCCCUUCAACCAACGAGUCCACCCCCACCACGCUGACUCCAUCCUCUCCUACUAAAUCCCACCGCCGAUCGGCCUCCUGUGGCAACAACCCCCCCAGUAACAUCCAGGGGUCGGGGCCCGACAUGCGGAUCAUCAGGAUACGAAUGGCCUUACAGGAUGGGAACCUGUACAGAAGCAUUCUGGUCACGAGUAAUGACAAGACCCCCACGGUGAUCAGUUCCGCCCUGGAGAAACACAGUCAGGACCCCAAACAGGCGUCCAGAUACGAGCUGAUCCAGCUUCUGCCAGAAGGAAAAGAACUGGUCAUUCCUGCUACAGGAAAUGUGUUCUAUGCCAUGACAUCAUCUAGUGUUGACUUCCUGCUGAGGAAGAAGGAUGGUAACACCCAACUGGGCUUACAGCCAAUCAGCACAGAGACGAGCGCCACUUUUCCUCGGAUUAAGGCCAAAGGAAGGAGGCUGGUCCGGACUUUAUUUUGACACUAGAUCGAUCCGAACGUAUGCAUGAGUGUGUGUGUCGGGGAGUAGUGCUGCAUGCAAAAGCAAAAUCUACACAAGCCUCGUUUCCGUGCACCUACCAAGUCUGUUUUGCCGAACCCAACCGGGAAGAAUCCUGCAUGUGUUUAAAUGAAUGAAUUCAUUCAGCGAGGCGCACCACUGCCGUGCUCAUCAAGAGCCAUCUGCUGCCGGGGAACACUGUCAGCUUUCCCAAUUCUUACAAAAUAUGCAAAAAACCAAGAGGAAGAGCACUGAAGGCCCCUACCUAAGUGCUUUUGGUGCUGGCUCGCAAGUAGCUGUCAUGUAGCACUUGAUGCAUUUUAUUUCAAUCAACUCAGUGAGCAGGAUGUGUAAGUGCCGCUGUAGAAGUGUAGCAGCCCACUGAAGCAUGGCAGAGACAUUUACAGGUUUUAUAUGUAUUUAUAUAUUUUGUAUGCAAGUGUUGCGUGAGCACUGACUAAGAGCUUUGACAACUGAUUUACUGAGAGAGGGAAAAAAAACACCUUCAAGGUUUGAUGGAGUUCAGCUUUUGUCUGCAGACGACGUGAAUUAAGUCACUUUUCCUUUUCAGCAUCAACACAAAGCUGCAUUAAUUACUGAAAAAAUUGUGUUAAAAGGAUGCUUAGGCUAUUUUAGGGGGUAUAAAUAAUUAAUGUUUGCCUCCUGAAUGGCCUCUGUUCAGAUAAAUAGAGCUCUGACAGGACUGAUGCGCUAACGACUAGUACAAAUACAGUCAAGACCAAAGUGGGUUGCUGUUAUCUUAAAGCAAUCUUCAAAAUUAGAAAAAUUCAUGCAAACAUAAAGUCACAGACAUCUGAUUGAUGGAAAGUUUAAAUGUGAGUCCAUUACUAGCAACAAGAACAGAAUCUGGGUCAGUUUUUGUACGCGUUAUGGUCGGCAGUUAUAUCCGAAAGUAUCUCAAAGGAUUUAAUUCCUUUUCCAGGGUUUAUUCAAACCUGCGUCACACGUAGCAGUCUCAGGCAUCCAUCUUAACUCUCUCAUUCACUUCUACCUAUGCGCUUCUAUCCUAUAUUGCCCCCUAGUGGAAGACAAAACAGUACGGAGGACAAAACUCUGCUUUGUGGCAAGUCAGUGAGGGAUUGUUCUCCCAGUUACCAGGAAAUUUAAUUAAAAGCAACAAACAAAAAUAACCCUGAGGAAUGAAAGACAAAAUCUUUUUAUGGAAAUGUGAUACAGUAAAAUUAUUUUAGUUCACCUGAAUUUCCCUUUUACCCCAGCCUCCCACCGUGUGUGUAGCGGUGUUAACCGGAUAUGUCCCAGGAGCGUAGUGUAACAGCGCUCCGCUAAAUAUCUAACUUUUUACGCUCUUCACUUUCAGACCACAUCAAGCUCCAUACUUUAGAUCGAGCCAGACAGAAAUCAGCAGUGUAAAACGUACAGCAGAUUUCAAAAUAAAAGACGUGCAGAUUUUCUUUUGCUUAAGUAUUAAAGGCGUGGAAAAUUAAACCAUUUUGUAAUUAUUAUUUUUGAUUAUAAUCGGUCACUCUGAGUUUUUCAUGCAGGGUGAACAUGAAAAUCGUCUUCUACACCUAUUUAGGAAUUUUCCUGUGAGUUUGUGAUGUUACGGGACCAGCAGCGUGGAAUGCUUUCGUGCUGUGCAUCUGAAAUUCUCCCCGUAGGAAGGGCCGCGUUUUUUAUUAUAAAUUAAUGUCACACACGUCACUGGAAUUAUGGCAGUACUCGAUUAGCUCAUCAGUCCUGAUAGAACUUAACUCUUAUUCUUUAAACUGAGGCUGUUCAGGAAGUUAUAGGAUAGAGAUAAUCUUUUUUUUUUUACAUUAAAUAGGCCACAAAAUCCCCCCUUUUUAAAAAUCCAGCUGAAAAACUAGAUUACUGCAGCUUUAGGAGAAACAAAAACUUCAAGCACUUUAAAAAUGCGCAGCUUUGGCUUUUUCAUGUAAUCUCAAAAAGGCAAGACAGUUUUUUAAAGCUUUACUUUUUUUCCCAGACUGGAACUUUUCCACCAAACAAAAGCUGAAUUAUUAAUUUCUCCAGGUUUUAAUUUGCUUUGAACACAAAGUUUAAUGUAAACUUGUUACUACGAAAGGAAUCGUGUGACCUCUGAUUUCCUUCUCGGCGCCGAUGAGGCCUCCUGAUUGGCCGAGGCACUGGGACUGCGGGGCCAGGGAGAGGAUUCUGGGUAAUUUUGAUUACUUGUGUGAGCAUAACGCUGUGCCCCUGGCUGUUUUAGUGCCUUUUUUCUACUGGGUGCUCACCUUUCCCAUCAGAAUGUAUUGAGAACACAUGGAGGAGAAAAAAAAAACUCCAGUGUUGUGCAGUUUCACAUCAAACCUAUUUAUGCACUACAAACAGGAUGUCCUAUUUUGUGGAAAUAAAUUUACUUUUCUAUGAA
Nothobranchius furzeri (turquoise killifish) is the source of this 5303-nucleotide messenger RNA. RefSeq names its product ral guanine nucleotide dissociation stimulator-like 2 (gene rgl2). The record is from RefSeq and is a predicted model, not a curated record. Gene Ontology annotation, molecular function: guanyl-nucleotide exchange factor activity. Gene Ontology annotation, biological process: positive regulation of GTPase activity; Ras protein signal transduction. Gene Ontology annotation, cellular component: plasma membrane. NCBI's taxonomy places the organism in Eukaryota, Metazoa, Chordata, Actinopteri, Cyprinodontiformes, Nothobranchiidae.